AUGCCGCUGAGCGAAGAUCCCACUGGCAAGGUGAUUGGGUUCAUUGGCCUCGGUGCCAUCGGCAAGAACAUGGCCGCCAAGACAAAACCCUGGGAGAUGAAGAUCAUCUACCACAACCGCAGCCGCCUGCCAGAGGACGAGGAGAGGAAACUGGACGCGACAUAUGUGUCUCUUGAUGAGCUGUACACGACAGCCGAUGUCAUCUCGAUCAACACACCGCUCACGCCGGAGACACGGCACCUGCUCAACGACGAGGCGUUUGCAAAGAUGAAGGACGGGGUGUACAUUGUCAACACGGCGAGGGGCGCAGUGAUUGACGAGGACGCCCUCGUCCGUGCGCUCGACUCUGGCAAGGUCGCCCGUGCCGGGCUGGACGUGUUCGAUCCCGAGCCGAAGCUGUCUUCCGCCCUGUUCUCCAGCGAUCGCGUCACCCUCCAGCCUCAUGUCGGCGCAUUCACCCGCGGUACCAUUCACAGGGGCGAGCGGGACGUGUUUGCAAACGUCAAGGCAUAG
This is a messenger RNA of Vanrija pseudolonga, 513 nucleotides long. Its product is annotated as Putative 2-hydroxyacid dehydrogenasec. Lineage: Eukaryota; Fungi; Basidiomycota; Tremellomycetes; Trichosporonales; Trichosporonaceae. Gene Ontology annotation, molecular function: NAD binding. The transcript has 3 exons. Bases 1 to 513 code for a protein of 170 amino acids. The record is from RefSeq and is a predicted model, not a curated record.